AUGUUGGAAAUAAUCAGUUUCCGAUUACGCUUUUUGUAUUGUAACGUCAUCACUUGGUCGGAUUUGGAAGGGAUUGAGGCAUAUCGCAGUGAUAGUAUAGUUUUCAAACAACCAACGUUUUGGAAGGAUUUAUCGUCUAAUUUUCGAAUCUUGCGAACAGAACUUAUUAUUGUCAGCUACAUUCGAGGUUGCUACUAUACAAAUUGGGCUCAGUAUCGUCUAGAAUCCAAUGGAGCAUUUUUACCGGAAGAUAUUGCAAGUAAUUUAUGCACUCAUAUCCUUUAUGCAUUUGCAAGUGCUACAGCAGAAGGUACGGCAAUUCCAACAGAGUGGAAUGAUGAAGCUAUCAGAUCAAGACCAGGCUUGUAUGCUCGCGUGGUUAAUUUGAAAAAUAUCAAUCCGAAACUGAAAGUUCUUCUAGCUUUCGAUGGUGGUGCUUUGGGUUCAAAAGCGUUUUCGAUAAUAGUACAGUCCAUAGAAAAAAGGAAGAACUUCACAAAAUCUACAAUAGCAUUCGUACGAAAACAUAAAUUCGAUGGAAUUGUUCUACAUUGGAAUGAAAUGGGGAAGGAAUACGAACAUGCUAAUUUCAUUAAGGAAAUUAAGGAAGCAUUUAUGAAAGAAAGUCAAUUUUCAAGCAACGAGCAGCUAGUUUUAACAAUUGCUGGUUCGGCACAGAAAGAUUCAAUCGACGCAAGCUAUCAAGUUGACUUUUUGGCGAAGAAUAUAGAUUUGCUCUUUUUGCUUGCUUACGAUUUCCACAAUGGUUUAGAGCAGACAACUGACUUACCUUCCAAACUAUACUCAUCUCAAAAAGAUGCUGUCGAUAAUGUUGUUAGUAAUUUUCAAAAAUUUUCAUCAAUUCAAAGCAUUUUUACUGCACUCUGA
This is a messenger RNA of Thelazia callipaeda (thelaziosis nematode), 888 nucleotides long. NCBI's taxonomy places the organism in Eukaryota, Metazoa, Nematoda, Chromadorea, Rhabditida, Thelaziidae. The record is from the annotation of a GenBank genome assembly.